Tripterygium wilfordii is the source of this 1087-nucleotide messenger RNA. RefSeq lists its product as uncharacterized. The transcript has 2 exons. Bases 110 to 703 code for a protein of 197 amino acids. The record is from RefSeq and is a predicted model, not a curated record. NCBI's taxonomy places the organism in Eukaryota, Viridiplantae, Streptophyta, Magnoliopsida, Celastrales, Celastraceae.
CUCAUUCUAGCUUGCGAGAGGGGAAAUUGGCACAAUAGAGGGAUGAAAAUACAAUAAACAAAGCCCGCAGAGGGGGAGAGUUUCAUAGAGAGUUCUAGAGGGAGAGAGAAUGGUGCUAUGGGAGAUCACAUUGGCAACUGCGUACUUCUUGGGGAUUAAACGGACUUACAAACUCGCUUUGAAGAUCCAACGCCGCGUUAUCACCCCUAAACACCCCAAGAUCCGUCAGUUUGUUCAAAGACGCAUACGUGCGGUUUUUGAUGUAGCUGUCAGGGUUCACCAGAACAUACAACAGAGAGACAUAGAGGUUGGUCGGAAUCUUGGUAAUUGGAUUCUGCGAUGGCUUGACCGAAUGAAACCAUCUGCUCAGAUCCGUGGUCCUGUGAAAGUCAUUGAUGGAAACCGGAAUGUGACCAUGACAAAGCAGGCAACUAACCCCUCACAGGUGAAAAGUAAUGGGGGCACCCAAACAUCUAGAAAUGGCAACUCUGAUAGGCAUCUAUUUACAUCAUCGGCCAAUCUGUUGGCUAAACCAUUUCCUGCCAUUUCAAUGAUGAUUAGACGUCCACGGCCUGCUGGAAAUAUGACCCAUUUUCGGCACUUCUCCACAUGGGGACCUGACAUGUUGAAGUCAAACCAUGGAAGACAAGGAUUGGAAGGAGUUUUUCGAAAGGACAUAAUGCAGUGGAUGCUGCGGAAUUGAAAGUUAUUUCUUUUCUUGUGGAUAAUAACUAUAACUGAACUCUUAAGAAUGAACCAUGGAGAGAUGGCAUGUUAUAAGACUUUAAAGGAUGUUCUAAAAAUUGAUGGCUGAAAGUUUUGAUUUCCUUUCGCUGUUUGUUUUGGGCUCUAUAGAUCCUUUCUGGCUUUUCUUUUAUCUUCUCCCCUUCUGAGGUUGCUUCAGAAGACGGUAGUUUUUCGUUGUUGCAGGAUAAUAAACUGGGCAGGAUGUAUGUAUUGUGUUGAACAUUUUAAGGUGUCAUGGAGAGAGCAAUUAGUAUACAAGUGAGCGUCAUGGAGUUUGAUUUUAUAGGGCUUACAAAGUCCACAAGAUUAUGGCUAAUGGGUUGUCUCAUGAGUUUGCCAC